AUCUCUUCUUUUUGAAAAACGAAACAGAAGAACAAAAAGGCUUCAUAUUUUUCAUUUUAAUUCCGCUGGAUUGAGACCAUUCAAAAACACCCACAUCCAAAGAAAUGGCAGCGGCGGUAGCUUCCACUUCCAUGGCGGCCGCGGCCGUCUUCAGACCAAGAUUCCCUGUUUGCUCCACCCCAGCUCGCCGCUCCGCCAUGCCUUACUUGCCGCCUCGAUUCUCUAACACGGCCUUUGUCAAACUUGCAGAACCCAAGAGGUCUUCACUGCUCCAGGUCAAAGCCACUUCAUCAGAGGAUACAUCAGUUGAUCCUAAUGAGCUGCUAACUGAUCUAAAAGAAAAGUGGGAUGCUGUUGAAAAUAAAUCUACCGUAAUAGUUUAUGGAGCUGGGGCAAUUGUUGCAGUUUGGCUCUCUGCAACUCUUGUUGGUGCUAUUAACUCAAUUCCUUUGCUCCCAAAAAUCAUGGAAUUGGUGGGGCUUGGAUAUACUGGAUGGUUUGUCUAUCGCUACCUCCUCUUCAAGUCAAGUAGGAAGGAAUUGGCAACAGACAUUGAACAAUUGAAGAAGAAGAUCACUGGAGCUGAAUAGAUGCAUUUGGCUACAUAAAUCCUGGCAUCAGUUCAAAUGGCUUUAUUAUGUUUCUGUAUAAGAGGCACAUACUCAUGUUAUGUAGAGCAGUAGGUUUCCACUGUGUAUUUUUUUCAGCCAUCUCUUCCAAUAAGAUUGCAUAUUCUGGUCAC
Molecule: messenger RNA, 742 nt
Organism: Ipomoea triloba (trilobed morning glory)
Lineage: Eukaryota; Viridiplantae; Streptophyta; Magnoliopsida; Solanales; Convolvulaceae
Product: protein CURVATURE THYLAKOID 1A, chloroplastic-like
Exons: 5
Coding region: 105-590 (161 amino acids)
Cellular component (GO): thylakoid; chloroplast thylakoid membrane
Source: RefSeq, a predicted model, not a curated record